AGUCUGUGCCGGGAGUGCGCCGGGAGAGGCGGUGGGGUGUCGUGGGGUGUGGUGCGGACAGUCAGAGAGCUGUGUUGGGUUGUGAGGAAGGGCGGUGGCGGAGGACUGGCCUGAGACAGAGUGGACAAGUCAGCGGCAGUGGACUGAGCCAGAGACGGUAGGGUCCAGCUCAGGCUGUGGACCUGAGUGGUGUGUGCGCGUGUUGAGUGGGGCUGUUAGGGACUGAGUCAAAGUCCUCUGAGUCGUUGCGAGUCGGACGCAAGCGUGAUGUCGUGGCUUCUUGGAGUGCGAUCCAAUUGCUAAGGGCUGACCAUCGCAUUGACCAAGGAACUUCAGGACUGGUCACGGCCUACACGGACCGUCACGGCUCUGCGCGGCGCGGCACAACGCCCUCAGUCUCACACAUCAACACCGGCCCCGGGCUGCAGCUUGAGCCGACCGUGCCGGGCCAACAGUGAAAGGUGCCGCUUCCGACGCCGGAAAUCGGGGCGACGACAAGUGGUGCUUCCUGAGCUGCCGACCGCCGAAAACAGCGCGCCCUGGCCACUUCCGGCGGUUUACCGGCCACGUCCGGCGCGGCCGAUUGCUGAGGUGUGAGUCGUGCUAGGUUUCUGUGCCGCGGUGCCGUCAGCGAUCGUUCACCACCUUCGAAAUGCUGAAGUGGCUCACACAGUACGCCAAUGGCAAGGUCGGAUACAAAGCACGGAAGCAGAAGUAUGAUGUGCACGGCAGACCAGACCCGUCCCCGGAAAAGGCGCUCUGGAUCGGUGGCGUCGAUGCGGAUCAUCUGGAAGAAAAGGCUCAUAGCGGUUCGCGAAAACAUGUUGUCAAAUUUGAUGCCAGAAUAGAUGAAGUGUCAUCACGACCACGUCACGUCAAUUCGCGGCGUCAUCCACCGGACAAGCCAUCUGUCGUCAGCCAGCCCCGCAGCGUCUCGGACGAUCGGUAUUUCCACGGUCAGGCCAGCCCACCGCGCCGUCCCGAGCUCAGCGAUCGGCAGCGACCACCGCACACUGCGACCUCUCCUCUCAGAGACUAUGCCACCGUGCCCGGUCAUGACCGUCGCAGCCGCGGUGGCCAAACCACCCACCGAGGUACUGUGUCUGGUGUUCGGAACACACCCGGCGCCGCAGAGGCGUCCUCAGUCACCCCAGCAGUGGCCGGCACCCCUGAUCACUCCCGGCUCUGGCCCGGUCAGCGCCGGCAUCUGGUCGUCGAAUACACCUCUGAUGAAUCUCCUGACCGUCAGAGUGCCGACCCGCGGCCACGGCGGCUCUCGCCUUCGGCAGAGUCGAGGGUUAUGGCCUCUGCGGGAGGCAUCGCUGACGAUGAGUUCUUCAUCAUCUGUCCACCGAGUGUGGGGACAACUGAGCGACGGAAACGUGAAGAGGAGCGGAAAAGAGUUGACGCCCAUGACAGAGACGAGAAACCAGACAGGGAAGAGGUGGCGGAAGGGGAGGCAAUACCAGACAAGGAUAUUUCACCCGAUCGAAACCGAGCCUGGAGCAGCACUCUACUGGAGAGGCUCAGGAGGCGACACGGGGCCCGCCCUGGUCGAACGCGUGACCUGCCAGAGCUGCCUGCGGCGGAGACAGCACCUGCAGGCCACACCGAGACACCAAGAGCCCCAACUGACACCACAGAUAUUCUUAGAUCGCGCCUGGAGCAGCAUCUCGCACGAUCGAGAGCGAGCCCGCCUCCGGCGCCUCCCAGACAUGACCGUGGAGAUAACGCAUUCAAGAAGAAAACCGACAGCUUUGACGAUGACAACAGACCGUCAACUCCAAACAAUGACUGCGAACCAAAGAGUAUCAUCCUGGAGGACAGCGGAGUGACACGAAUCAGUGUCACUCCUGCCGGCCGAAGUCGGAGUGAAGAAGGCGGCACGGCGGCCCCGGAGCGACCCGUUCGCUACCUGAGCGCUUCCCUCCCCCGGCCUCGACCGACGGCGGCCUCUCGUCCUAGCACCGACCACCGCUGGGUUCUGACACUGCCGGUUCGGUCACGAGCCUCCCCGCCACCGGAGGAGUCACGUAGCGCCAGCGAGGGCCGGAAAAGUGAGAGUGCAUGUCGUGACGAGCCAGCCGAGGGGUACAACGGGGACACGGCUGAUUACGUGAACGACGCGGGUGGAGUGACUCACGCUAGUGAUAAGAUUCAUGUUCGCUUUGUGAACCGAGUGACCCGAGAAGCGAUGAGGUCCAGAAGCUGGAGCGUCGGCCGACCGGGACAACAGGCGACGACUGACCCCGGGUCAGCCCGCGAAACCGAGGUCAGGUCAGGUCGGGAGCCGGGCUCGAGGGUCAGAAUGGGUCUGCCGGUCGGUGUCGGGCCACCAUCGACCAAAAUCGGAAGUCACGUGAUCACAAACGGCUCGCUACCCCGAAUGACAAGACAAAGCCGGACCGGCGAGACUGCUCGUGAGCCGGUGCGGACAAUGGCUGCGGCCCGAUCAGGCGCGCUACCGGCCGCCGCCGCCGCUCACGAGCCGGGCAGUGGGGGCGAGACAGCCCGCGCGCCGCGGCAAGGCAGUGCGCCGCAGCGCAGCUCCAGCUUCCGCCUUACCGCUCCCGACGAACCGACCGCCAAACGGGUGACGGUGGUACCGCGCCGGUCCCUCAGCGAGCCCCGCGGCCCGCUCGGACCCGAGACCAGUGUCGAUGACGACGAGGACGCUCCGUCGUCGGCAAGCUACGCGCACAUCGCGACCCUGCCGCGCACCGGGCGCCGUCGCCCGCGGCAGACGGUCGCCGCCACCCAGACCUCGCCCCGAGGCUCACCGGAGCCGCGAGACUCUAAACACGCUCCCGGCGAGACUCAGUCCCGUGAUGCAAAGGACUCUCGUAAUGUAAAAGAGUCACAUGAGUCUCGGGAGUCACGCUGCUCGCGUGAGCCCCGCUCGAUGAGUGAGAGACGUCCUGCCGGUGACUCAGUGGAGUCAAUUGACUCGUGUGGGAUGUCGGGAGGGCUGAAUCGACCACGGUCAGCCUCCGCGGACUCCGCACAGCUCGGAAGGAUCUGCCAGCAGGCGCUCUCCAGUCUGCAGCACGUAACCCUGUGGUCAGACGGCCUCACCGCCGCUUCGCCAGCCCCGCUCACAAACCAGGGAGUGUCGGCAUCAGCUCUGACGGCGGAGGGACGUGAACACCUGAUGUGGUGCACAGACGACGAGUUCGACCGGUCACUGGAGCAGCUAUCGCAGAGGGGUCUGCUGGAGCUGAUCCAGCUGCUGCAGGACGCCAUGCUGAUCGAGCAGCAGACGUUCGAUAGCCUGCAGCAGCAGCUCGAGUCAGCAGCGACGGCCUCAGCUCAGCGGCAGCGGCUCAGUGCUGCCCUCUGCACGUCCCAGGCGCGGCUCACACGGCUCUGCGGCCGCAGCAUGCGCUGCUUUACUCAGCAAGCGAUGCGGGCGCGGCAGCGGGUGACGGACCGCGCGGACGAGCCCGAGUCUGGCUCUCCGCCGGUUGACACCGCCGCCAUCUCCUCCAACUUCAAGCAGAACCUCACAUUCUUCCAGAAGGCGGCCCACAACCUGACCCGCUCUACGCCCCCGGCCCGCAGCCGUCCGACGCCGCGCCGCAGCUCCGUCGGCUCCGACGGCAGCUCCGGCAGCUCGGUGGCUUCCGCGGCCUCCGUCGGAGAUGACGACUUCGAGCCGGUGCUGUUCGUCAACGGACGACCCCGGUACGUGACGUCAGAGGCGGCGAGCGCGCCCAUUGGCGGAGCGCCCGUGUCGGCGGCCGGCGCCGCGGACGGCCCGGCAGUCGACGACGGCGCGCGGACAGCGGCGGAGCGGACCGACCGCGCUGCGCAGAAGGUGCGGAUCGGGGGCACGGCGGCAGAGCGGAUACGGGCCGGUGGAAAGAGCGCUGCGGAGAGAGCGGCCAGCAGCAGCCCGGCGCGCUCUGGACGGACGCAGCAGCCCACAGCUGCCCAGAGCUCGGUGAGUGAUACGUCAAGGGAGAGGAGCUACGACUCGCGCGAGAGAUCGUCCAGUGCGCCGGCGAAACGAGAGAAACCCUCAGCGAGCUCGCACUCCAGUGAGAGACUUUCUUCGACCACUCCCUCAAAGCGGGAACGUGCCGGCUCGAACGACUCCUCCUCCAUUGCGGAGAAGCCAUCAAGUCGCAGUUCGUCUAGACGAGACUCUGAACGGCAACUGAGCACAGACUCUGACCAACCCGCAAAUAACUCAGAGGUUCAGCCGCCGAGACGGAAGCCUUACAUCCGAUUCGGCUCAGUUGAAAACCAUCUAAGUCAUGACGACUUGACGUACUUCAAGCAGACGAUCGGCAUCCUCCCUGGCGGCGGUGGUAUCACACGCACUCAGAGCUGUCAGGAGGGUCUGGACUCUCCCGCUCGGCCCGCGCCCGUCUCGCGCACGCUCAGCUUCAGCUGUCUGGCGGAUGUGGGCGGCGAGCCGCGGUCACUGAGCGGCAGCAGGACCAGUCUUCGGCGAGCUCCUUCCGUUGAGGAGAUCCUCGAGUCGGUAAAAGCCCUUCGCGUGAAACGCCAGCAGGACGAGAUGGUGCGAAACUCAGAGCCGGAGGCUGAGUACCAGAACGUGGGUAUCAAGUCGUCGUCGCGUUCUGGCAAGGGCCGACCUGCGCCCUGGAGCGGAGUGCAGUUCAGCGGACCCGUUCGUAAUGUCGAGUCCGACGACCCAGCGCUGACACCCGACGAUGCCUGUUAUGAGAACGUGUCGGCUGGCGGACAGGCUGUCUAUCAGAAUUCUCCGCUGAAGUCAGAGGUCAUUUACGACCAGCCGGUGAAGCAGAGACGGAGACGCCGUAAGACGCCCGAGGAACCCCAGCAGCUUUACGAGAACGUGCAGUUCAGCGACCAGACCGGCGGCGAGUACCAGAACACGACUCUGCUCUCCAAGUCGCAGCAGAACCUCUCUGAGCCGGACGCUGUCUACGAGAACGUCGAGAAGGGUGUCGUCUCCGUAUCCGGAAACGGUCUCCUCUCAUCGGGUCAGUAUGACGUUCCACGUACGGCGUCGCACAUCUACGACGCGCCUCAGCGCACGCGCAUCAAGAACGUGCAGCCGGCUGAGUCUGGCGAAUACGACUCACCUCGGCCGACGUACGGACCGGGCCGCUCGGAGCCGCUGCCCACCCGGUCUACACAGAUCGUCCUGAAGGGCGGCAUGGCGGUGCCGGCGGUGGAGCAGGCACAGGAUUGUGAUCGCGACUCACUGGACGGUGACGGAGGCCGGCGGCCCGACAUACCGUCACCAGAUUACGGAAGCGACGGGGACGAUGUCGAUGGAAUCCCCAAUGACUACAUUGGUGAUGAUCAACUGGACGAGGGACUCGGCGAAUCGGACGCCAGGAGCUACUACAACGAAGAUCCAGGUCUGGAGGUGAUUCUGGAGGAGCCGGAGGACGAGUAUGUGACGUCAUCGGAGGAAGAGGAGGAGGAGCAGGAGUCACCCCAGACCCGCUCUCUGCACUCUCUCGAGGGCUCCGAGGGGAUCGGAUCGGCUGAGGGUGACUCGGGCUCCAACGCGUCCGUGGAGUCCAGCAGCGGAGUCCACAGCCCAGGUGGCUCCCCGACCUUGCGCGAGCCGUCCGAGGACCGCGAGGAGAGAAUUCAGAAGGACCGCUGUGUCGAGGUGUACCCGGAGACCAUGCGGCAGCGCAAGCAUGCCAAGAAGCAAAAACAGGUGGACGGCAAACCGUGGUCAGACGCCAGCGAGGCCCCUCGCCGAGCCGACGACUCCUCCAAGACCAUCGACAGCCCGACCAAGAUCAAAAAGCUGCUGCCGUCGGUGAAGGCGCUCAAGUCGCAGUUCGAGUCGGCGGCGCCGCCCCCAGAGGCCCCCCGGCGCUUCAAAGAGAGGUCACCGCCGACAAACAAAAUGGCGACCGAGGUGAAGACUGCUGAGCGUCCUCAGCAGCAGGUGAAGGUCACUGAUCCGGCGCCGGUCAGCAGUCAGCGGGCCAGCCCGGUGUCGGCGGGAGGUCAGAGGUCAUCCGUCGGGUCACCGGCCCGCAGCAGCGGGGGAUCUAAGAAGGUGUACAUCCCGGAUGAUCCUGUGGAGGCCAUCUACGAUAAGUUUGGAGAGGUGGACGAACGCAUGCUGAAACAGAAGAUUACGACACUCUCGUGGGACCCGACCACACUGGUGAGUCGCCUGUACGAUGUGCCGGAGCCUGCCCAGCGUCCCAAAGACCAGGAGAAAGGCUACGUCAACAUCGAGGGCUGGCUGGAGAAGCUGCCGUCGGGCAGGAAGAAAGCCACCUUCUGGAACGCCUGGAAGCGGCGCUACUUCAAGGCCAAGGACGGCUUCCUCUACUACUAUCAGACUAACACCACGGAGAAGCCGAGCAUGGUGCUGCAGCUGAUGGGGGGCCACGUGGAGGCCAUGGAGUCGUCGGUCGUCGGAAUCGACGAUGGGGUGCCUCAAACGCUUCCCAUGAUCGGCCUGGAUGAUGGGAAGGGCCGGUACGUGGUGGUGCGCUGCAACAGCCGCCCGGAGGCCGAGCGGUGGACGCGCGCUCUACUCUCUCACACCGUGGAGGACUACAACGCCACCUACGUGCAGCCGGUGCCCGUGCCGGUCGGCGUCACCACCAGCCGGCGCUGCGUGGUCAUCGACCUGGGCAGCUCGUCCAUCCGCGCCGGAGUCCUUCAUGAGCAGCCCACUCUGCCGCAGCUGUUCUUCCCGGCAGCCAUGGUGACCUCCCGGGACGGCGGAGCGCCGGUGUUCGGCUCCGCAGCCCUCCGACCGGAGGCCCGCGCCGGUGGCACCCUCUCCUUCCCCCUCCGCCCCUCCAGCAAGAUCACCAAGCACUCGGUGGACGUGCAGGCGCUGUCGGGUCUCCUGCAGUUGACGUUCCGCGAGCUGCGCAUCAACCCGUCUGACUACUGCGUGCAGCUGAGCCUGCCGCGCAGCUUCAACACGGCCACACUCGGGGAGAUCCUGCGUCUGCUGUUCGACAAGUUUGGCGCGCAGGGCGUCAACCUGACCCACCAGAGCAUUCUGGCCAUGUGGUCCUACAACGCCACCAGUGGUGUGGUGGUGGAUGUCGGAGACAGGAUGGAUGUGGUGCCCGUUAUUGACGGUUACAUCGUGGAGGGCGGCGUAUCGCGGGUACCAUACGGCGGCGCGCGGAUACAGGACCACCUGCGGCACUUCCUGCUGCAGAAACACUACUCCCUGGUCACGGAGGUGGAGUCGCUGCUGCUGCGCUACGUCAUGGAGCGUCUCUGCUUCGUCUCGGAGCAGUAUGGCGCUGACCUGAGGCAGUUCUCUGAGGAUCCGGCCAGCGUGCAGAAGACCGUCUCCGUGAAGGAGUUCCUUGGAGAGAACGUCUCGUGGAAGCGGAUCACGCUUGACAGCGGCCGGUUCCAGGCCACCGAGGGCCUCUUCAACCCCGACGCCUGGGGCCUGGAUAACAAGGGCGUCCACAAACUCGUCCACAAGGCAGUUCAGGAAUGCAGCGUGGACAUUCGUAAGGAGAUGGUGCGCUCCAUCUACCUGGCCGGCGGGGUGACACUGCUGCCGGGCUUCGCCGAGCGACUGCAGGCCGAGAUGGAUAAGCUGACCCCGCCCUCGGUCACACCCAAGGUACACGCGUCCCCGUACCGGUACCACGCCGCGUACCUGGGAGCCUGUGUACUGGCCGGUUCGGAGGGCUUUCAGCAGGCCAUGGUACCCCGCAGCAGCUGGCUGAAACUCGGCGUGUCUGCGCUCAAAAAGUGGACCGUGUAGCGGCGCAACAGUGCUCUGACCUCCCGGCGUGACGUCAUGAAUUAAUGACGUCACGGAGUGAUGCAGUGACGUCAUCAGGGCGGUGCGUUUUCCGGCCCGCACGGGCUGUCUGUGAUUUUUAUGUCUCCGAGUGUGAGAACUGCGUAUGUGAGGGAAGUGUGAGGUCUGACUGAGGUGGUACAAAUGACUCGACUCCGUCAGCUGCUUUGUGAGAGUCCAGUGGUGAGUCCGACCCGAGUCCAGAGUCGUGUGCUGUGAAGCGUCCCCGCGGCUGUAUAUUCGGGGACAGGUCGUUCGAGGUGCGGAGUUGCAUAAAACUGCCGGUGACAGUUGAACAAAAACCGAAUACUGUAUGUGGAACCCUUCGCCCGCCGGUGACUGGUGCGGUGGUGUUCUGUGCGACGAAUCUGUAACAUUCCUGUUGUGCUGGAGAUGGGCUGAUGGUGAACAGUGGUGCUUGGACGGUGCCCGAGUGGUGACUGGUGACACUCCCCGCUGGUGGUGAGGGUGGCCCUCUCCAGUGGUCACACACUCGAUCGUUUUCUGGUGCCGCCCUCCCGUCAGUGCAGGCCGUUAUUGUUUUGUCGCGUGUCCACGAGAGGUGGACAGCAGCUGCACUGCACAUGUGAAAAGUGUAAGUACUUUUACCUGUAAGAAGUGUUUAUAUUUUCCUGCCUAUGGAUCGCUGCACCCGUUUAAAUGCUUAUGCCAGUUCGUAGACGGUGUUAAUUUAUUUUACAAGUGCCGGUCUGACCAUAAUACAAUGGAUAACCCAGUG
This is a messenger RNA of Amphibalanus amphitrite, 8501 nucleotides long. RefSeq lists its product as uncharacterized. The record is from RefSeq and is a predicted model, not a curated record. Bases 653 to 7723 code for a protein of 2356 amino acids. The transcript has 18 exons. Lineage: Eukaryota; Metazoa; Arthropoda; Thecostraca; Balanomorpha; Balanidae.